UUAUUGGUUUUGAGUAAUCCAAAUGCAGAUUUCGCCAGAAAAUGAUCAGCAAAAUCGGGAGGCAUUUUCAAUCUUAUCAAUAUUUUCGAAUAUAAACGUAGAAAGAAAACAUUUUGGCUACAUUUACCUCUAUUAAAUUCUGGAGUUCAUUUAUCACCUGUUUCGUAUGAUAAUUGAUAAUGAUAUAAUAACUUUCGCUUAGAUAAAAUAUUGUUAGAAUACAAUAUAGAUAUGACACAAUACUUUACCUUGUUAACCUGGGGAGGACAGACAACGUAUCGAAACAAAAAGAUGUUUUAAUUUUUGAUCCCUAUAUUAGUUUUAUAGCUGAUGUUUGUUGAAAAUAAUUAUGACGGACGACCCUGAAGUUAUAAGGUGUGUAGCUAUUGGUGAUGGUUAUGUAGGAAAAACAAGCCUUUUGUCAAGACUGAGUGGAAAAAAGAUGAAUGAAUAUUAUGCAUCUACUAUAUUUGAGAAUUCGAAAGUAUCUUUAUAUCAUAAAAAUAAAAAAUAUGACCUCCUUCUCAUUGAUACUGCUGGUCAGGAGGAGUACAAUAUCCUAAGGACACAAGCCUAUAGUUACGGUGAUAUAUUUCUUCUUUGUUACUCUGUUGACAAUAUGGAUUCAUUUAUAAAUAUUAGAGAAAUGUGGUUACCUGAGGUGAAGAAAUGUAAAGAAAAUGCUAAAUUUCUCUUGAUAGGUUUAAAGAAUGAUUUGAGAACCGAUCUCGAAACAAUUGAUAGGCUGAAUAUUACAAAGAAAAUUUUUGUGAGUCAAGAAGAUGCGGAGAAUAUGGCUAUGAAAUUGGGUAUGCCUCAUAUUGAGUGUUCAUCAAAAAAGCAAGAAAGUUUCGAUAAGAUGAUCGAAGAAAUUAUAGAAUUAGGGAAGAUGAAGGUUCCUGAAUUCUACAGUUGCAUGGAUUGGUUGAAGAAUGUGUUGUGUUUUGGGGACUAGAGCAGUAAUUCUUAUUUAUUCCCAGUGAUCUCAUUUAUGUAUUAGUUGGCACAUAAUAUUGUAAAUUAUUUGAGUUCAGGGUAAUACAAAUUUUAUUAUCA
Molecule: messenger RNA, 1056 nt
Organism: Harmonia axyridis
Lineage: Eukaryota; Metazoa; Arthropoda; Insecta; Coleoptera; Coccinellidae
Product: rho-related GTP-binding protein RhoQ-like
Exons: 5
Coding region: 350-955 (201 amino acids)
Biological process (GO): small GTPase-mediated signal transduction
Molecular function (GO): GTPase activity; GTP binding
Source: RefSeq, a predicted model, not a curated record